UCACAAAAUAACAUUCAUAAAUUGAGUUGUAAGUUGUAACCCUAAAAGUAAAACUUAUUUAUUAAUAGUGUUAUUAAUUUAUCAUCAUAUUUAAUGUCCAACAUAAUUUGUUAAAAAUCUAUCUCAGAAUCAGAAGACGAUGAAAUAGAAAUAAUCAAAAUGAGUGCACUAUUUAAUUUUCAAAGUUUGCUCUGCGUCAUACUGCUUCUAAUAUGUACGUGUGCCUACUUGAGAUCCUUCUUCCCUAGUAUUAUGGAUCGAAAUAAGACUGGACUACUUGGAACAUUCUGGAAGUGUGCAAGGAUUGGUGAAAGGAAAUCUCCAUAUGUAGCAACCUGCUGUGUUAUAAUGGCUUUCAGCAUCUUGUUCUUGACUUGAGAGGACCAACAUUUUAUAAACAUUUAUCUUUAAUAUGUUAUAUAUAUUAAAUAUAAAUAAAAAGAGUCAAUACUUUUA
Bicyclus anynana (squinting bush brown) is the source of this 456-nucleotide messenger RNA. It is a transcript of the gene ksh, whose product is annotated as protein kish-A. The transcript is spliced from 3 exons. Gene Ontology annotation, biological process: protein secretion; intracellular transport. The record is from RefSeq and is a predicted model, not a curated record. Lineage: Eukaryota; Metazoa; Arthropoda; Insecta; Lepidoptera; Nymphalidae. Bases 160 to 378 code for a protein of 72 amino acids.